AUGGGGGCAGGACUUUGGCUGGCUGUGGUGCAGGAGGUGAGCCUGCGGGUGCUGGUCCAGAGGGAGCAGGCUGGGGGCUGGGCCUUGGCGCCCCGACUGUCCUGUCCCUCCUGCCCUUCCCUUCCCCACCCAGCGAGGGGGAGUGCCGCAGAGGUGUGCCUGCGGCACCCCAGGGUGCUGCCCACCAGGUGCACCCGCCACCUGACUCCCCUCUCACCAUUGGUCUCCAGCCCGAGGCUUCCCCAAGCUCCUGGGGGCCGCAGGGCCAGGGUGGGUCCUGGGACUAAGUGGGGUGCCUUUCUCCUGCAGACAGCCUUGAGCGCCUUUUUCCAAGAGACCAACAUCCCCUACAGUCACCACCACCAGAUGAUGUGCACUCCCGCCAACACCCCCGCCACACCCCCCAACUUCCCCGACGCCCUCACUAUGUUCUCCCGUCUCAAGGCCUCUGAGAGCUUCCACAGCGGCAGCCCGAUGGCCACGGCCACGUCGCCCCCGCCGCACUUCCCCCACGCGGCCUCCGGCAGCUUCGCGGCGCCCAGCUGGCCGGCCGCGGCCUCGCCCCCCGCGGGCCCGCAGCACCACCAGCCGCCACAGCCGCCCCUGUGGACUCCGGCACCCCCUUCCCCGGCGUCAGACUGGCCGCCCCUGGCCCCCCAGCAGGCCGCCUCAGAACCGAGGGCCCACCCGGCCAUGGAGGCCGAGAGAUAAGGGAGGCCCUCCCCCUCCCGAGGCCAGGACGGGGCGGGGGAGAGGACUCCGCGGCUGCCCUGUCGCAGCCUCUUCCCGGCCCUGGAGGAGGCCCGCGGCCAGCUCCGCGCCCAGCUCGCACGGCCGCGGCCCUGCUCUGGGUGCCGGUGGACGGACUCCGGGACCGCACGGCCUUCCCCGGAGCACUGGAGCUUGGCCCGCAGUGGCCGGGGCCGGGCCGGGCCGGGCCUGCGGAGCGCGUGGGCCCCGGCCGGCCGGCCGCGGAGUGCAGGGCCUUGCCGCAUGUGCGCGUCGCUGUGUCGUGUAUUUAUACGUCCGUGCUCUUCGAGAAGCAGCCUAGCUCAUGGGGCAGCUGGACCUUGCAUGUUAGAGUGAGCCCCAAGCCCCUUGCCGCCACCUGUCUCCCCGGGCCUGCCCCUCCCCUAGCGCCCCCUGUUGGCCAGCCUCGCUGUUCGCUGCAGAGAAAAGGAUUGUGGGAAUCUCCAGGACUCUCCCCUGCCCCAGCGCUGCCUGCUGGGGCUGCCUGCAUGCCUUCCCCAGCGCCCAGGGUUCCCGUGCCCAUUUCCCCUCUUACAAAGGAGAAGAAAGUCCCGAACCACCA
Condylura cristata (star-nosed mole) is the source of this 1312-nucleotide messenger RNA. It is a transcript of the gene UBALD1, whose product is annotated as UBA-like domain containing 1. Bases 1 to 711 code for a protein of 236 amino acids. The transcript has 3 exons. Lineage: Eukaryota; Metazoa; Chordata; Mammalia; Eulipotyphla; Talpidae. The record is from RefSeq and is a predicted model, not a curated record.